Molecule: messenger RNA, 2370 nt
Organism: Ostreococcus lucimarinus CCE9901
Lineage: Eukaryota; Viridiplantae; Chlorophyta; Mamiellophyceae; Mamiellales; Bathycoccaceae
Exons: 1
Coding region: 1-2370 (789 amino acids)
Biological process (GO): protein phosphorylation
Molecular function (GO): ATP binding; protein kinase activity
Source: RefSeq, a predicted model, not a curated record
AUGAACGCCGACGAGUGCGCGCGGUGCCUGCGCGCGAUCGCGGCGCACCGCCCGGACAUGAAGCAGUUCGCCGAGCCCGAGGUGGAGGUGGAUUACGCGCGCGUCCUCGGCGAGGGCGGGUUCUGCACCGCGUACGCCGCGCGGUUUCGAAACGAAAUCGUGUGCGCGCGCGUGGUGGACUCGAACAAGGAAUCGCUGGUGGUGAGCGAGGUGGCGACGGUGAGCGAUUUGCCGCGGUGCGCGGUCAAGGUGCACGGGUGCGCGGCGACGACGCGGCCGAGCGACGGGAAGAAGUAUCUGGCGGUGCUGAGCGAACUCUGCGAGGACGGAUGCUUGGAGGAUUUCGUGACGCGGGAGCGGGCGAGCGGACGCGCGCUGAGCGAGCGGGUGAAGUUGGAUUUGUUCUUGCAGGUGGCGGAGGGACUGGAGGCGCUGAAGGGCGCGCGCGUGGUGUGGAGGGAUUUGAAGGCGAAGAAUUUGUUGGUGCGGAGCGCGCUGAGGAACGCGUUCGGGACGGUGACGAAGGUGACGAUCGGAUUCACGGAUUGGGGGACCGCGGUGCGGCUGCCAAAGGUUGGGAAGCGGAGGAUGACGCUGCAGGGACCGGGGACGUGCGGGUACAUCGCGCCGGAGACGCGCGGGCCGCAUUACGACUUUCAAGCCGAUAUGUGGGCGUUCUUGGUCUGGGCCGCGUCCAUGUGCUUAGACGUGGAGGUUUUGGUGGAUUGUCAGCUGGAAGAAGCGCUCGGGGAGCUGAAGUUGGAGAAGAAGAUUGCGGCGACGGCGGGUCAAGAGACGCGCGUCAAGGAGAUUCUCGCCAAGUUUGACGACCGCGUCGCGCCGGGAUGUCGCGUGUUGUACGAGUUUUUGAAGUCCACGACCUGGGUCGACGCGAACGAGCGGUGGAGCGCGGACGAGGCGAUCGAGGAGAUGGUGGAUUUCCGCGAAGCAAACGAUUUGGAGCUGCCCAUGGGCGGGUGCACGCCCGCGCGCCCGACGAGUUUCCCAGAGGAGAGCGUGCAGUGCACGGACGUGGACGACGGAGAAGACGACGACGAAGGCGAAGAAGUCGAACAGAGAAGUCCAAUGAGCGUGCAAGCGCUGACGCCGGGUCCAUUCACGAUGACGCCGUACGCGCCGACGCCGUACGCGAUGACGCCCGCCAUCGAUUCGUGCACGCCGGGACCGAGAUGGCAUCCGCUCAUGAACCGACAACUCGUCGAAUUGCCGCCGCCGAUGUACUUACAGCACGCGCGCGAGCCGGAGGAUGACAUGCCGCCUCCACGAGAGAAAACGCCCGUCGCGAGCACGCCCGUGGUCACGGUGGCGCGAGUCGCCGUGGACGUCGCGCCCGUCGUCGAGGCGACGCGAUCGCCGCUCGGCGUCGUCGACUUGAACGCGGCGACGACGCAGUCAGAAGCUUCGAAGCCACAAAAAAAGCGCCGUGGGCGCCCACCCAAGGUGAAAAACGGUCCGCCACCGGCGAAAAAGUCCAGAGUCGAAGCGCCCGCGAGGGACGAUUCGAUGGCGCUCGCGCUCGUGCGCUCGAAAGGAUGCAGCAAAUGUCGAUGGGCGUCGAACGGGUGCGGCGCGUGCGAUCCAGACACGCCGCGUGCGCCGACAGGGCCACGCGCGGCUGCGGCGAAGAAGAAGACAAAAGCUCCGACGGUGGUGAAAGCGACGAAGAAGACGAAGAGCGCGGCGAAAGCCACCGCAUCGAAUUCGAUGGCGCUCGUCGUCUACGGCACCAAGGGUUGCAGCAAGUGCAGAUGGUCCGCGAACGGGUGCGGCGCAUGCGAUCCCGGCACCGCGCGACUUCCGCGCGGACCAGCUGCGCAAAAGUUGGCACUCGCGGCGAAGAAAGCCACCAAGGCGCCAAAGAAGAAGGCGAGCGUUCGCGCGGACAAUUCCAUGGCGCUCGUGGUCGUCGGGAAAGGAUGCAGCAAGUGUCGUUGGGCAUCCACAGGGUGCGGCGCGUGCGAUCCAGACACGCCGCGCUCAAAACGCGGACCUCGCGGUGGAACGCCGAAGACCAGGGCGGUGGCGGCGAAGAAGACGACGAAGACCAAGGCAAAGACGGCCCCGCGCGUUCAAACGAAGAGCGCCAAGGGAGUCAACGUCAAGUUCCCAUCCAAGUCAAAGGCGAAGGCGUUCAUCGACAUCAACACGGGCGAACGGAAAAUCGUCACGGAGCUCACGCUCGUCCCCGUGCGCACGGCGGACGGUAAGCCCGCUCGCGGUCGACCUCGCGUGUUGCGUCCGCCUCGCACCGAGCUCGGGUGCUCGAAGUGUCGCUACGCCGCCAAGGGCUGCGGCAAGUGUCGCGAGGAACUCGAAGAAGCCAAGCUGCUGCUCGCGCGUAAAAAGUAG